Messenger RNA from Chlamydomonas reinhardtii, 2981 nucleotides. RefSeq lists its product as uncharacterized. The record is from RefSeq and is a predicted model, not a curated record. NCBI's taxonomy places the organism in Eukaryota, Viridiplantae, Chlorophyta, Chlorophyceae, Chlamydomonadales, Chlamydomonadaceae. The transcript has 2 exons. Bases 261 to 2081 code for a protein of 606 amino acids.
CAGAUUUGCUACAUCUGCGUAAGCGCAGUUCUCUUGGCACUCAAACUCCAUCGUGCUGCGCGGUCAUGCUGCGACCAAUGGCGCCUUCGCAGCCCGUGAGCCCGUCACUUGCUGCGCUCAAUCUGUCUUUCUCUCUACAUACUUAUCUUUCUUCUCGCUGACGAUGCUUUUGGAGCCUAAUCGUUGAAGUCCGCUUUAUUCCUUGCGACUGCGCCGCGCGCAGUCCCUAUCCCAGCCGAGCGGCGCUCGCAGUAUUUCAAAUGUCGCAAGCAGUGCGUAAUGCGCUUGCGAGGCGGUUCGGGUCAGAUGAGCGUAGCGACUGCCAGGUGCACUUCUUUCUGGAAACGGUUCCUGCUGAACACAUAACGGGCACGGCCUCUGUGUCCGAGGAGCACGCCCUCUCCACCGACGCGAGCGGCCGUGUGCUCGUGGGCAACCCCCUGCCCGCCCACAGCCAGAUCCUGUCUGAUGGCUCGGCGCGCUUCUGUGCCGAGCUGGAGCGCUGGAAGAGCGAAGCAGCUGGCGAAGCAGCUGCUGACAGCGCCCCUCAUAGCGGCGGCGGCACCGCAGCCGCUGCUGCCUGCAGUGGUCUGGACGCGGCAGCGGGCGGAGCCGCCCGGCCGGCGAAGCGGCAACGCGUGGAGGGCGGUGCAGCGCCGGGCGAGGCUGCGCGUGUGCAGCUUUACGUGGGCCUGUGGUGCCCCGCGGAGCGGCGACUGGCGGAGGCGCUCCUUCGUUACAUGUACACGGGCGAGAUUCCGCUCACCAGCGUCCGCGACCUGCUGCAAGCGCGGCCCCUCGCUAUGCGACUGGCGAUUGAGGGCGGCGUGGAGGCGUGUGAUAGCUCAUUGAUCCAGCUCGCAAGCGCCUUGGACUCCGUAAAAGGACUGCAGGCCAGGUCGUUCGUGGAGGAGCUGCAUGCCUGCCGUGCGCUGCUGCCUGAGCCGGCCAGCAGCGCCGGCGCCGACCCCACGGGCCCCGCCUUGAGGCGCGACCUGAUGACCUCGUGCCGCAGUGCCAUUGCUCGAUACUGCGAGAGCAUGACCGCAUCUGAACUGGCAGCAGUGGAAGCAGGGCUGGCAGCGGCAGCGCCGGCAGCUGCAGCAGCAGCGCCGGCGGCAGCAGCAGGACUGGCAGCAGGACCGGCAGCGCCGGCAGGGGCAGGGGCGGCAGCGGCAGGGGGGGCAGCAGCAAGGCCGGUGGCAGAGGAGGCUGCCCCAUACCUUGGCGAGCUGCUUGCGUUUGCUUUUGAGGACACGCUUGCGGUUCUGAAUGACGGCGGUUCCCUGAUCAAGGUAAAAAUGCUGCCACCGGCGGCGCUGGAGGCAUUGCUGGCGUCGGAGGGCUUCGGGACAGACGACGAGGCGAGCGUCGUGCUGCUGCUGGCGGAGUGGCGUUCCGCCAACGCAGCCGCUGCCGCGCAGGGCGACACGAUGCGACGGCUUCUGCGCCGCAUCCGGUGGGCGCACGUCAGCUGCGAGUUCCUUUCGUUCGUGGCGCCGCGUGUUGGCUGGCUGGGCGUGAGCUGGGAGCGUGCGGCGUGGCUGAGCGCUUAUGCCCGCGCACCGCAUGAUAACUACCGCACGACCAUGCUGGGACACGGGCGAGGUGAACACGCGGCCUUUGAGGCAGGGCUUCGGGCGCCACGCCGGCCGCCGGCGCGACCCCUCGGUGCGCGGCCCUUCAGCGUGGAUGCAGAGGAGGCGACCCAGCACGCGGAAGAGCGCGUUCUAUCUGCCGGCUGCUCCAAGACCCUCGCGAUGGGCUUUGCAUGGAGACCGUUCAUCCGUGCUAGCCGUGACGAGUUAGUUGUUGGCCUGACGUGCCUUGUGCCGGCCUCCCUGUCACAGCAGGCGGCGUCCAGAUCGGGGGCUGCCUUCCCGGGCAAUGAUGUAGUCCUCUACCUGCACAAGGGCAACUCAAGUUACGAGUUCCACUUCAGCGCAAGCGUGCGAGCUGUGGGCAUCGGAGGUCUAAAGAAGGCCGAUUUCAAGGUGCCCGCUUGCGGGGAUGCCGCAAAGUGGUGGGCGCAGUACCUGCAGGACGGCCAGCUGCGCGGGGAGGUGGUGUGGAAGGCCUGAGCCCAAAGGCCUGGCGGGGCGGGUGCGGGGGAGAGAGGGGUCACACGUGCGGUACGGUAUACAAAAGGGACUACCGAAGUGCGUAGUGCAGGCAAAGCACGGAACUUUCUGUGAGCGCUCAGAAGCUGAGGUGGUGCUGGCGUGCCGGGGCUGCGUUCCAUGCGUGUGGCGUUGGUUCGCAGGAAUGGGUGGGACGUGCAUCGCGGUUGGUGUGGCGAACAUUACGGCGUUACCGGCUGCGGCACCACGCCUGAUUUGUAUGCCGUGGUUGUUUGUUUCUAUGUGCUGCCUGGAUGUGCGGAGCAGAGGCAGCUGUUGAUAGUUGAGCGUGAACUGUAAGGACUGCGCGCGGGGCUUGGCGCAGGAGGCAGGGGCGGGCUGCGCGCAUGUUGCAAGGCAUACAGCAGUGCGGUUCUGGUGGCCCCGUGUCUCCCAGUUAGAUGGGUGCGAAUCACGAGCACCCGGCGCUGUAGAACCGUGGACUGUGUGGUCCUCUCCGCACUCUGCAGCAGGUAUGUGAACAGAUGAUCCUGGCGAGUGUGCAAGUAUGUGAACAGGUAUUCCUGGCGAGACAUGAAUGCGCCAGGCCUUCCGGUUUUCUGGACCAUACAUGUGUGGGCGGACAGCGGUGCGUUUUGACCUGGCAUUGGAGGCUGUGGCUGUGAGAUACUGCCGGCCGAGUAGGAGAGGGCGUACUGCCAGGCUGACUUGUGAGCAACUUAGACUUAGAGAUGUGCACAUCUGCUGUCGGGCGUGCACAUCUUUUGUGGUGGCGGGACAGCUGGGCGUGCACUGUGGGGGGGAUACAUACUGCGGGAUUAUCAGGUUGCGUGGGCUAUAUGGCGUUGCGUUGGCUGUGUGGCGUUGCGUUGGCUAUAUGGCGUGUAAGCCUAUGAAGCU